AUGUCACGUCCAGAUUUAAAAAUAAUUGCUCAAUCAUUAUUAUACAAAAAUUGUUUGUUUACAAUAAAUGAACAAGAAGAUUGUAGGGAAACAGCAAGAAAUCUUGUUGAUUUUAUUGAAUAUUUAAGACUUAUUUUUGAUGAAAUAAAAUCUUUCUGUUCUCCAUAUAUUCUUCUACAAUCAAUAAUUGAACAAUCAGUAAAUAUAAAUAUAAAACAAGCAAUUGUUAUUGUGCUUAAACAAUAUCAAUUAUAUGAUUCAAAUAUUCCACAAAUACUGGAUAAAUUUUUUAUUGAAAAUCAAAAUGAAUUAAAUGAAAAAGAAGAUGAACUUUGUUUUGUUGAUUGUUUAAAGCAAGAAGCACAUGAUGAUAAACUUAUUUUUGAUAAUGAUGAUAUAUUUAAUCAUGCUUCUCGUUUAAUGUAUGCACUUAAACGAAAUGAUUUAAUAUUUAUUACUGGACACUGUGGCACAGCUAAAUCAAGUUUAAUACGUCUUGUUGAACGCACUAUUAAUAAACAAAUGAGUACAGUUAAUACUGAUUCUAUCGAAGAUGAACAACAAAAACUAGUUAUAAUAAAUAAAGUGUUUCCAAAUUCAUUUGAUGAAGAUCAAUUUUAUCAUACAAAGGAUAGUUUUAUUGAACAAUGGAAACGAUAUCAUGCAAUAACAGUCGCAACUGAUGUGACAUCGGAUCAACAUUGGAUUAUUCUUGACAUUGAUUCUCAUUCAAAUUGGUUAACACCAAAUAAAAUUCAAUAUAUUUACAAUGAACUUCAUUCAUUAUUAUCUCGCCACAACGGUUCAAUAAAAUUAUUAAUUGAAUGUGAUUUAUUACCAAAUGAAUUUUAUAAUAAUUGUUCAUUAUCUGAUAAAAUGUUUAUAUUAAAUCUUAAUAAAUUUCAAUCUCGAAUGAAAUUACUUCAAACAGCUGUAAGAAAUCUUGAAUUAAAACUGCAUUUAUUAGAUUCAACAUUAUCAUCGAUAAAAGAAUUUAUUAAUGAUAUUAUUGAACCUUAUAUUAAAUAUAUUGAAAAAGAACAUAUAUAUCAUACUCAUAUAAAUAAUUUUACUGAUUCAUUUAUUAAAAUUCUUUCAGCUUUUAUUGAACAACAUUUAAUUGAUGUUCAACAUAAUCAUGAUGCACUUAAUUAUAUAUUUGCUUAUUGUUUUAUAUGGGCUUAUGUUCAUCCAAUUCAUUUCAAAUAUGAAGAACAAAUUACGUCAUUUGUCCGACAACUUUUUAAAUCUUACGAUUUUCCUCCUAUGAAUUGUAAAUUAACUGAUUUAUAUCCUGAUUUAAAUGCAUCAUCAUCAGCUCGUUUUGUUCUUGUUCGAUCUUGGUUAAAAGCCCAUGAAAUAGCUUAUGAUUGUAUACCUGAAUUUGAAGGUGCCAUGCGUUUAAUGUCAAUGCUUAUAUCAAGUAAUUAUCCAUUAGGUAUUUAUAGUUAUGAACAAGGCUUUGGUAAAACAACAUUAAUGAAACGUUUAUUAGCUAAUAUAUCUCAUCUUCGUCUUGUUUCAACUGGUGAACAAAGAUCAUUAUUAUAUGAUGAAUUAUUUAAAUAUAAUUUACCUAUUUUAACUCAUGGAAAAUCAACGAAAGGAUCAAAAUUAGUUAUUUGGAUUGAGGAUGUUAAACAAGAAGAUACAGAAUUAAUUCGUUCAUGGAUUGAUGAAUAUUCUUCAUCAAAACAUCAAGAAUUAAAUAUUGUUUUAACUGGUCAAUCAUAUAAUUCAUAUUCACCACGUUUUUCCCGACAUUUUGUUCCAAUUAUAAUUCAUCAAUCAAUAUCAACUUUAAUCGGUUCUAUUUAUUCAAUACCAAUUAAAAACUGGUUAGAAGAAUUUUCUGUUGAUGCAAUUAGUCAUCCUAUUGAAUUAGCUCAUGCUUGUCUUUUAACAUUAGAAGAAAUAUUUGAUUUUUUACGACAACAUUUAAAUAAAAUAAAAUGGAAUUUACAUCAUGUUGAAUCUCUUAUUAAUGGAAUGUUACUAUUAGAUGGAAAAGUUAAACGUGGUGCUUUAGGAACUCAUAGAGAAUUAACUAAAGUAACAGCAAGAUUCAAUAAAAAGAAACAACAAGAAGAACAAGUUGCUACUAUUGUUCGAUUGUUAUGUCAUGAACUUUCAAGAACUAUACUUGAUCGUUUAACAAAUACAAAAGAUCGUGUUCUGUUUCAAGAUUUUCUUUAUAAAACAAUUGUAGUCAAUUUUUGUACUGAAUUAGAAUUUCAUAUUGUUUCAACAAAUGAAGGAGAAACAAAUAUUAAUUCUCAGAGUGACCAUCCAACUAUUCCAUUGAUUGCAGCUCCAGCAACAGGUGGAAAGAAACAAGUUAAAUUUAAACUAGGUCUUGUUAGUGAUCGAGCAGCAUUAGCUUCAUUAGACGGACCUAUUGUUCCAUUUGGAAAAUUAGUUGGUCUACCUAAAAUAAAAGAUCCUUCAAAAGUAACAAAUUCUGAUGUAAUUAUUGAAAAGUUAAGUAAAUUCACUUAUUUUUCAAAACAAAUUCUUCCAAUGCAUGGUGAUUAUAUUGGUGAUCGUGAUUCUUUUACAAAUCAAUAUCAAGAAUCUGAUGAUAUACAAAUAAGUGCAGCACUUCGUUCAUGUCAAUCACGAAUGAGUAAAUUAGUACAUAUGGAUUUAUCAUUUAUUCCUUGUACAUGUCGUCAUAUAACAAAUCUUGUUCGAGUUUUUUGUUUACCACAAAAUGGUCAUGCAUUACUUCGUACUAAUAAUAUUGGAUUAGGUCGUCAAGAUUUAGUUCAAUUAUCUGCUUAUAUAGCUCGACAACAAUUUUUUGAUGCACAUAGUUCAGUACCAUUAAUUGAUGAAAAUGAAUCAGUUAAACAAUGUCUUCGAUCAAGUUGUCUUUUGGCUGGAUUAAAACAAAAAAAUGUUGUUGUACUUGUACGAGAAAAUUUUCUUUCUGAUCAAAUGAUAAAACAAUUAUAUAUAUUUACAUGUGAAGGAACAUAUCCAGGUCUUUAUUCAAAUGAAGAACUUAUUAGAAUUGCUGCUGCACUUUCACCUAGUUUACCAACAACACGUCGAGUUAUGAAAACAAAUGCAGUUUUAAAAACAUUUUAUGCUAGACUUAGAAAACGACUUCAUUUAGUUAUACUUGAAAAUAGUCAACAACCUCGACAUGUCGGUUUAUUGUCUUCAUGCUAUGUUGAUGAAUAUCAAAACUGGACAAUUGAUGAAAUCAUGUCAAUUGCUCAAUAUUGGAUGACAAAUAAAAUUGAUAUUUCACAUCCAAUUGAAUCAACAUCAAUAUUUAAUACAGUUUCUCAAGCAUUAGCUGAGACUUAUUUAUCUAUGAAUGAAUAUGAAUCGUUUACUUUAAGAAGUGUUCGAAAAGCUAUUGAAUUUUUCUUUAAAUUUUAUCAACAUAUUCAACAAAAAGAAGAAAUUCGUUUAUCUCGUUGUGAAUCCAUGCUUAAUCGUAGUAAUAAAUCUGAACGUAUCAUUGAAAUGAAUAAUCGAUUAUGUAUUCAACUUCAAAAUGAAAUUGAUGAUUUACAAGAAAAAUUAUCUAAAUUAGAUGCGGAAUUUUUAAUAAAAAAACAAAAUUUUUCUACAGCUGUAGAUGAUUGUCGUGAAGAAGAAAAAUUACUUAAUGAAAUGAGUAUUGCAUUAGAUCGUCUUCGUCAAGAUGUUCAAGCUGAUGUUGAUAAAGCCAAUCCACAAUAUGAAAAUGCAUUAAAUGCAUUAAAAAUGUUAAAUAAAGCUGAUUAUGAUGAAAUUCGAACAUUUCGACAACCACCUCAACCUGUACUUGCUGUUAUGAAUACAAUUUGUAUUAUGUUUAAACGAAAACCUGAAUGGUCUGAGGCGAAAAUUUUAAUGGUUAAAGAAAACUUUUUUGAUGAUCUUGUUUUUUAUGAUAAAGAUAAUAUAUCUGAUGAUAUUUUUAAUAUGUUAACAAAAAUUCUUAAAUUCGAUACAUUUCAUCCAUCAUUUGUUACAUCUUCUUCUAAAGCAGCAUCGAGCCUUUGUGCAUGGAUUCUUGCUGUUUAUGAAUAUGCAAAGAUUGCACGAUCACAAAAAACAAAACUUGAACAAGUUAAAGCUUAUCAAGAACUGUAUAAUAAGCGUCAACAAAUCCUAGGCGAAAAACGUAUUCGAGCUGAAAAAUUACGACAAGAAUUAUCUCAAUUAAUAUUUGAGCGUCGUUCUCUAUCUACGGAAAUACAAUCAAAGAAAAAACGACAAAAUAGUUUUCAAUCUACAAUUGAUAAAACACGUUCAAUGCUUAAAUUAAUUGAUGAUGAUAUUCAACAUUGGCAAAAACAAGUUGAUCAAGGAAAAUCAAAUAAAAAAACAUCAAUUACUGAUGCACUUCUUGUUGCUCUUUAUUUUUCUUAUUUAUCACAAUUUAAUAUUGAUCAACGUCAACAAUUAUUAUUUAAUUGGCAAACAAAUAUUUUAGAAAAAAUCUUACCCAUACAAUCUCAUUUUAAUCCACUUGAUCUUAUUAUUAAUCAAAAAGAGUUAAAUGAUUAUUUAUUAAAACAAGAAUUAUCAUCAAUAGCUGAUCAAAAUUCACUUUUGAAUGGAAUUAAUUUAAGUAAUCAACUUGAUAAUACAUUAGUUUUAUUUAUUAAUAAUCCAGAAGAUGAUAUAUCUACAUGGAAUGAUUUAUUAACUAAUUUUAAAAAUACAUAUGUUGAAAGAGCUAAUCAUGAAAUUGAAUUAUAUCAUGAAUAUAAACAAAAUCAAAUUAAUAUGCCAUCAGCUGAUACUAGAGCUGGAAGUCUUCAAGAUCGAACACAACUUUAUUCGCGUAUUAGUUCAAGUAAAACAUAUAUUACUGAAAUAACUGAAAAAUCUUCACUUUGGGAAUCAUCAACGGUUAUGUCAAGACCAGCUACUUCAAUGCUUUUAUCAAAAUCAGCCGGAUCAGUUGCUUUAUCUGAUUUAGAAAAAAAUAAACAUUUAGUUUCAAUACCUGAAUUUUCUCUUGAACAAUAUCAAAGACCAGAAAAUAAUAUUAUUCAUUUAUCUGGAAAACAAACAGAAGAUUUUGAUAAAGAUUUAUUAACUGCUAUGUUUUUUGGUGUAAUUGCUAUAAUUGAUGAAUGUGAUUUUUUAAAAUUAAAUCCAUUUUUAUAUCGAUUUCUUUGUUGGUCAUCAAGACGAGAACAAUAUCCAUUAACAUUUCCAAAUUUAUAUCGUUUUGGUGAUCAAGAAAUCUUUAUUAAUUCAUCAUUUCGUUUAAUAUUUAAUUUUCGUCAAAUUAAUCGAAUACAAUGGAAAAAUGUCUCGUUAAAUAGUCGUUUAAUUGAUAUGAGUUUAAGUUUAAAUAAAAUUGAAAAUGAUCUUUGGCUUCGUCUUGUUGAAUUAAAAUGUCAAAAUAAUAUAAUUCAACAAAUUCGUUCAAAUCAACGAAAUUAUUUAAUUGCAUCAAAUGAAAAAUUUCAACGACGAGAAAAAUUAAUUGAUAUACUUGAAACAAAAGAAAAUUUAACAAUUGAUUCUGAAGAUUUAUUAAAAAUAUUAAAUAAUUUUCAUAAUGAUGGAGUAGCAAUUGACAAUUCUCUUAAUGAACAUCAAGUUCAACGUGAAAUGUUAUGUUUAAGAACAGGUUGUGAAGCAUAUAGAGAAACAGCUAAAGAUUUAACACAACUUUAUAUAUUAAUAAGAGAUUCAAAUAUUGAAUUUAAAAUUCCAAUAAAAUGGUUUAUGCAAAUUGUAACAAAUAAUUUAUCACGAAGAAUUGAAAUAAAUUCCAAUACAACGAAUGAUAGUUUAGAUAUGAUUAAUAAAGUUCAUGCAAGAGAAACUUAUCUUCGUUGUUUUGAAUCAAUUUAUUCUUAUAUAUCAUCAACUAUGUCAAAUGAUUAUCUUCAAUGUUUUCUUAUUAUAUUUGCAUUUAUUAAACAAGAUAAUAUUGAAAAUUUUAAAUUAUUUCAAUUUAUUAUUAAUAAAUUAAAUCGAAUUAAUCAAAAAAUAAUUCCAAAUUUUCUUGAUGAUCAAAAAAGACCAUCAUUUAUAAAUAGUCAUUCAUGGUUAUUAUGUAUAUCGGAUGAAAUUAAUAAAAAAUAUCCAAAUUUAUCUCAACAUUUAAUUGAUUAUCAACAUGAAUGGGAAGAAUAUUUGUAUUCAACAACUAAACUUGAUUUUAUUAAUAAAUCUCCAUUAGAAAAAACAAUAACAAUUAGUAUUAUUGAUCGAUUUAUUCUUUCGAUUAUUUUACAACCUGAAAAAAUUUUUGAAUUAACUCGUACAUUCUUGGUUUAUCAUUAUGGUGGUCUUCUUCGUGAUAAAUCAUUAUCACCUAUUGGUGAUGUCUAUCAAAUAACAAGUAGUGAGAUUCUUAAACCGAUGAAUAAUAUAAUCCUUGUUUGGACAAGUUCAUCUGCUUUUGUUGAUCCAAUUGAUGAAAUUCGUAUAUUAGCCAAUAAAAUGAAACAAUCUCUUCGACUUGUUUCAUCAGUUGAUAAAAAACGUUUAAAUCGUUUUAUUCAAAGUAAAAAAGAUUUUUGGUUAAUUAUAACAGAUAUUCAUUUAUUCAAUGAUGAUCUUUUACAAAUUCGAGACUUUAUUUUAUCAUCAAUUGAUAAUAAAAUUUGGCUUGUUUGUGAUCCUUCAUAUUCAUCUAAUGUUCCUCUAUGGUUAACUCAACGAUGUUUACAAGUUUAUUUAAGUGAUUCAACUCAAUCAUCUCUUAAUCUUCGUUUACAACAAAAAAAUUUAUCAGAAAAAAAAUUUACAAAUUUCGAAAAACAAAUGGAACAAAUUACUAAUAUUCAUAGUUAUAUAAUAACAAAAAAAGUUUUUUCAAAUAAUUCAAUGAAUUUUACAGAAAAUGAUUUUUAUAUUGAUUUAAAACAUUGUUUUGAAACAAAUCAAAUAACAAUGAUUGAUUAUAGAAAUUAUAUUCAAUAUGAAGAUGAACAAAUAUUUAUUAAUUAUAUAAAACAAAGUAUUGAUCCAUUAAAUCUAGUUAAAUUAAUAGCUGAUCCAUUGCAAUCAAUGAAUAAUGAUUUAUUCUCGAUAUUUGAACGUUUAUUUGAAAAAAUAAUUUUAUCAAAUGAAAAAAAUAUUUCAACGAAAGAAGAUGAUAUGCUUCUUGCUGAAUCAAUUGUUCGUAGUUAUUUAACGCAUUUUCGUUCGAUUUAUUCUUCUCAACAUCAUUCAAUAUGUUCAUCUUUAAUUGAUUUAUUUAUUAAUUUUGAAUAUCAUUUAUUAGAAUCUUUACAAAAUAAUUUAUGUCAUCAAAUGGAAUAUUUAUUAGAAGUUUUUGCUGGCAUUGAUAUUUCUUUAUCAAAUACAGAUUCAUUUAUUCAUUCAAUUUUAUAUGAAUCGAAUUCUAAUAUUAAACAUUUUGUUGCAAAUUAUGGUUUAGCUUUGAAAAAUCUUGGUGAAAUGAAAUCAAAUAAUGUUAAUCUGAGAUUUAUUCGAAGACGAAAACAAUUUAUUCAAAUAAUGCGUCUUGAACAAGCUCGAAAACAAGAUGAUGAUCUUGUCUUUCAUUUGAAAUAUGAUGGAAAAACAGAAACAACUAAUGUUAUCACUUUAUCAGGUGUUCAUUCAACAUCAAAUAUUAACAAAAAAGAUGUUAUUAUUUAUCUUGAUGAAACAUCUUCGAAUGAUACAAGUCUAAUAUCGACUAUUACAUUGAAUACGAAUGAUAAAAAUACUCCAUGUUAUCUUCCAGUUGUUCAUGGUGAUACAAAAGAUAAACCUGAGCUGAUUAUUUUUUUGUCCAUUGAUAAACCUUAUCUUUAA
Messenger RNA from Rotaria sp. Silwood2, 7740 nucleotides. The record is from the annotation of a GenBank genome assembly. NCBI's taxonomy places the organism in Eukaryota, Metazoa, Rotifera, Eurotatoria, Philodinida, Philodinidae.